AUGACAUCAGAAAAAGUUUUUGAAUUUCACUGGAAAAAAGUAGUUUUGUAUAUAGAACAUUUGCCACUUUCUUGCAGAGAAGGUUUUAGCCUAGGGAGGAAUGGGGACAAUACAAAGUCAUGGGACAUGUUACAAUAUAGCAGUAACACGACAAAAGAAUACAACAAGAACAGUAGCAAAGUCCAUUAUCAGAUCCUGAGUUCGAGACCAGACAAGAAUCAUGGUGGUAGGGCUAAGAGUGAAUGUACAAAUAAGAGCUCUUUUUCUACAAUAAGUUUUCUUAUGUACAUAAGUGAUCUG
Clunio marinus is the source of this 300-nucleotide messenger RNA. NCBI's taxonomy places the organism in Eukaryota, Metazoa, Arthropoda, Insecta, Diptera, Chironomidae. The record is from the annotation of a GenBank genome assembly.